AUGUCCUUCAUCACCCGCCUCACAACCACCGCCCGCACUGCCGCCCCGUCGGCCAGAAUUACCACAAACACAAUCACACCAUCUCUCGCAGUCUCAGGGCAGAGACUCGUCUCGUCGACGGUCCCGCGCGACAGCGGCCCCGUCGACGCCACAAAAGAGACUCUCAAGAAGGCCGAUAGGAAGGUUUCGGAUGCUGCUGUGAAGGGUAUCGAGACUGGCGAGGCCGCCGCGCAGAAGGUCAAGGAUUCUGUUGGAUCCGGCAGUGCUAAGGGCGAGGCGGAGAGGAAGGCUAGCGAAUUGAAGGGUGAUGCUGAGGAGUUGGCCGGGAAGGGGAAGGGGAAGGCCGAAGAGAUAGCUGGGAAAGGGAAGGGGAAGGCCGAGGAGGUAGCUGGUGAGGCGAAGGGGAAGGCUAAGGAGGCUGCGAGAGAGUUCAAGUCAUGA
Aspergillus puulaauensis is the source of this 441-nucleotide messenger RNA. RefSeq lists its product as uncharacterized. The transcript is spliced from 2 exons. The coding region runs from base 1 to 441 and encodes 146 amino acids. The record is from RefSeq and is a predicted model, not a curated record. NCBI's taxonomy places the organism in Eukaryota, Fungi, Ascomycota, Eurotiomycetes, Eurotiales, Aspergillaceae.